Aegilops tauschii subsp. strangulata is the source of this 1632-nucleotide messenger RNA. RefSeq lists its product as uncharacterized. Gene Ontology annotation, molecular function: protein binding. The record is from RefSeq and is a predicted model, not a curated record. NCBI's taxonomy places the organism in Eukaryota, Viridiplantae, Streptophyta, Magnoliopsida, Poales, Poaceae.
GCUGACGAGGCGGCGGUGGCGGCCGAUCUAGAUCUCCCGAGACGCGCGCGCGGGGCGCGCCGCGGGAGCGGGGGAGAGUUGGAAGUUAUUAUAGGAAUUCUAAUAAUUGUUUGAAAUUUCUGAAUGUUAAAGUUGCUUAGAAAUUCUGUUGGUUGUUUGAAAUUUCUAAAGGUUGAAAGUUGUUUAGAUUUACUUUUUGACAUAUUUCUGAAAUUUGUUAGGAAGUUAUAAGGGGAAAGAGAAAGGGAUAAAAAAAGAAGGGGGGGUGGUCCGACAGUGCUACAGUACGUAUCGGAAAGUGACCGCUGGUUAGCUGUGCCCCUGUACAUUAAGCUGGCUCAUAUGAAGUGGAUACUUGUAGAAGGCAAUUUUUUUGUUUAUUUCAUUGCAUUUAACCAGUAUUGUCUCGAGAACUUUGAUAUCUUAAUCAUAUUAUAUCUAAAAAACUCUAUGAUCUACUUUGUGUUUCUUGAGGAGCUAUUUCUAGAUCUCAUGCUCUUUGAAAACACACAUCAGUUUUAGGAAACUUCUUUUAAUGUAUGUGUCUGGAGAUAAGAUAUGCUCUGGUAAAAAGUGAUCUUAUUUCUUUGCUAAGUCUAAAAGUGAUUUAACUCUAUUAUGCUUGAUUUUUUUUGUGGGGAACUAUUAUGCUUGAUUAUUAUGUGCUUGUCUGCUUGAUAGGUAGAACACCUCUGUUUUUUGCAAUAUGCUCUACGGAUGUGGCCCAUGUGGCUAUUGCGAAGUAUCUUCUUGAUCAUGGUGCUAAUCUGGACAAAGCCGGUCAUGAUGACUUUUCCCCUUUACAUUAUGCUGCUGGAUCAGGGGAUUGUGAAAUGGUAGAACUAUUGCUUGCAAAAGGAGCUUAUGUUGACCCGGUAGGUCCUUUUGGAACGCCACUUCCUACUGCUGCUUCGCAAAGGCACGACGCUGUUAUGAAGAUUUUAUUGGGCAACAAUGCAGAUUACAACAAGAUGGUAAAUGGCAGGACACCUCUGAUUGCAGCAAUGGACACUGAAUCAAGGGAAUGUAUUCUUCUCCUGCUUAAGGCUGGUGCUGAUACCAAGGGAGCUUUAAUUCAUGCUGCGAAAAAUCUACAUUCUGGAAAAUUUAUUUCAACAGAUUGCUGCAACUCCUUACUGGAAGACGCCGAUACCAACGGUAUUGUUGUUGAUGAUAUAAGAUUUACCUCUUUGACAGUACAAGUUUGUUGCUUGUAGUGUUUUUCUUUUUUCUUUUGAACAUGUCACCGGGGGGAAUCCCCACCUGAAUAUGAUCCCUAUUCAAAGAAAAUGAUCGAGUUUAUGAGGAAAACCAGGUCAAAAAACGUGAUCCAGUUUAUGAGGAAGACCGGAUCGAAAACCUUGAUCCAGUUUAUAAGGGUAGCCUUUUCCUUAUUAAUCAUGCAUGUAGAAUUCUGAUAAGUCUCACGUGCUAGGUUGAAUGUAACGUGGUAACACGGGUGCUAAUUAUUAGAACUCUGCAUGCAGACUUUGACUCUUGCAAGUUGCAAACCUUGCAUAUGCAUCAGAAAUUCUAGUGAGAACAAAACAUUCUAGCCUCUGGCACCUAUAGUUACUGACAUUUAUCCUGGAUCCUGGUAUUUGUCAGAUACCGAUAUGGCUCUGCCGCGCU